AUGUCAUCUUCUGUAUCAAUCAACGAUGUCCAAUCUCCAAGACAACGAAUGAUAUCAAAACUGACCGGGAUAAUGGAUAAUAUUCUUGAACUCUACACCGACACUUCUGAUGAUAUUGACAAUCUAAAUCGCAUUGACAUUGGCAAUGAGGUUGAGUUAUGUGCAAUGUUUAAAAACAUCAUACGAAAGCGGACAGACAAUGAGCAAAGUCUUAUAGCGUCUUUCGCUAUAUCCCUGGACUCCUCUUUUAAAGGGUCUGAUGAGUUACCGACCGGUCAUGAGGGCUUACCAGGCAUAGUGGAUGACGUAUCGGGUGACUCGUCGGAAGAAUCCGAGUAUUCAAGUUCUGAUGAAGCUAGUGACAUUGAGUCCGAGCCAGCAGCAGAAGGCGACACUAUGGAAUACGAUAGUGAAUUUCGUGAUAUUCGUCGAUGGGCGCUUAGUCGCCAACUUCUUGUUAAAAGUACAGGACACAAAUUCAGCGUGGAUGCUUUGGAAACGCUCGCGCCAAAUGAGUGCUUAAGCAUCGACAUAGUCAUCGCCUGCUUGCACCUUUGUACGAAGUUGCCUGGAGUCCGUGCGGGCUCGUUAAUUGCUCUUUAUCACAAAGGCUCUAAUUCUUUACGUUCCCAUCGUCCGUUGGAAAAAGCGGCAAAGCAGAUUGCCGCUUGGGAUGAAGCGGAAAAAUGCCCUCGGAAAGUUUAUUUUUUCCCACUACUUCAUUACAACAACUCUUUUAGUCUUCUUGAAGUCGACAUUAAAGAGCGCUAUAUACAUCAUUAUGACCCCAUAUGGACUGCGAGAAGCAGAAUGGAUGAUGCGUGUAUGGAACAAUUUCCAACGUUUAAAUAUGCUGUCAAGUAUGGAAUAAUGCAGCCUGAUAGCCAAAGCUGUGGGCUUGCUAUAAUUGGAUAUGCUUGUAUACGCAUGCUUGGUUACCCAACAACCCCUGCAGACUUUGAUGUUAUUGCGUUUAGGCUACAAGCAGUUUUCAUCUUAAAUUCUGCGUGGAAAAGGGGAGAGUUAUUAGACGCUUCAAUGCCUCUGCCGAAAAGACAAGGGCUAUCUCAGCCGGCAAAAGUGCGAGACAAUAAGCGACAGAAGCAUUGA
Molecule: messenger RNA, 1110 nt
Organism: Trichoderma asperellum CBS 433.97
Lineage: Eukaryota; Fungi; Ascomycota; Sordariomycetes; Hypocreales; Hypocreaceae
Source: RefSeq, a predicted model, not a curated record